UUCAGAGCUAAGUGACCACGUGUUUAUCCAUGAUGGAGAGACUUUUUCUCAUCCUUUAUCUCAAUAGUCUUAUACUAUUGGACGUAUCCGUCCUGCAAGAGAUUUCACGCAAUUAUUACAUGAUCCUGACGAAGAAGUCGUGGUCUGAUGCACAGAUUUACUGCAGGAUGAUGUACACUGACCUGGCAAUCAUCAUCACUGAUGUCGAUUUAUUACAAAUUAAGAAAGAGGCAGUAAGACAAAAACUGGCCACAUAUGCCUGGAUCGGAUUGUACAAUGAUGCCAAUAGUUGGCGCUGGUCCUUAAAUGAGGUCCUGCUGAAGAACAGCAUUUUUACCAAUUGGAAGCUUGGAGAGCCGAAUAAUUACGCUGCGAAGGAAUCGUGUUGUGUAAUAAUGAAUACAACUGGAUACUGGGCUGAUAAACCAUGUGCAGAUCUAAAGCCUUUCAUAUGCUACGACGAUAAUCUCAGUGGUGCUGACAGGUUUAUCGGUGUGGCUAGUCCUCUCCUAAACUGGGCUAGAGCUCAGAGUUACUGCCGAACACAUUACACAGACCUCGCCAGCUCUCUUAACAGCUCAGAUAAUGACUUCAUAACACAGGUGAUGACUAUCCAGGGGGAUUCCUGGUUUGGGCUGUACAGAGAGACAUGGAAGUGGUUAAACAACACCAAGACCUCAAAACUCCCAUGGUAUACUGCACAACCCAAUAAUGUUUAUGGCUCAGAUAACUGUGGAGCAUUCUAUAAAGGGCUGUACGUUGAUGAACCAUGCACUGCUCUGUACUAUUUCUUCUGUUACACCAAUUCCCCCGUGAGAAAACAGGUGAUGAGGCUGCAGGUGAAGUCUGAUGGAAGUGUGUUUGAUCCUGCUGUGCAGUCGUCCAUUUUAGAGCAGGUGAGUCCCUGAAAUUUGGUGAGUUUCCACUUUCUUACUGCUCACCUGCACACAUUUUAGUUAUUCUCAAGAAUGCUGCUCUAAUAUCAGUUUUCUUGUAUGUUUUA
This is a messenger RNA of Silurus meridionalis, 1003 nucleotides long. Its product is annotated as C-type mannose receptor 2-like. Lineage: Eukaryota; Metazoa; Chordata; Actinopteri; Siluriformes; Siluridae. The coding region runs from base 30 to 908 and encodes 292 amino acids. The record is from RefSeq and is a predicted model, not a curated record. The transcript has 5 exons.